Molecule: messenger RNA, 1251 nt
Organism: Coprinopsis cinerea okayama7#130
Lineage: Eukaryota; Fungi; Basidiomycota; Agaricomycetes; Agaricales; Psathyrellaceae
Exons: 3
Coding region: 1-1251 (416 amino acids)
Source: RefSeq, a predicted model, not a curated record
AUGAUACAACUGUACCCCGCGAGUCAGAGUCAACACUCGCUGUCUACAGCCCCUGUCGUCCUGGGAGCUGAAGCCACAAGUCCCACUGAGGACGAUAACUUUGGGAUGACAUCGGUUCCUGGUACCCCUGUGACCGUACCCACGACGCCCGACGAUGUUCAAGCACCUUCGUUGGAAAUAUCGCUCUCUCCUGUUCCUCCCCCAGGUCAAUCUCUCGAGCGCCCGACUUCAUCCUCCAUCGUUUUGGACCCGGAGUACUACUGGCCCUCUGUCAAGUUCUCGAUCCAACAACACUUGGUUCGACUUCCAGUAGGCCUCUUCAUCCAACAUUCAGAGAAGUUCGCCACCGAUUAUGGCCUCUCGUCAUUCCUCAAGCUCUCGACCAAGUGGCACUUCAACGACCUCCGGAAGGUCGCCAUCGACGAGCUCUCCGGCGAUGUCAAAAUCGACGCGAUUCAGCGGAUUGGCCUCGCCAGGUCCUACGCGGUAUGCGACUGGCUGGUUUCGGCGUACGAAGAGCUGGUGGAGAGGGACGAGCCCAUCUCUGAAGAAGAAGGGGAGAAGAUCGGUAUGAGCACUGCGUUGAAGCUGUCAGGUGUUGCAUUGCGUAGGCUCCGCGGGACCAAGUCCGUGACCACCUGUAGUGGACUUCGUCGAAAGAGAGAAUUCCCCCGUGACGAUAUCUUGAAGGCCUUCGGCGACGAAUUCGACAAUAUCCAGCGUGUUCAAGGGCAGUACUUGACGAAGAGCGAGAGACGCGAGAAGGAAGCCAGGGAGGCAGCGGAGGCAAAGGCCAAACGGGAAGAGGAGGAGCGGCUGGAAGGGGAGAGAAAAGCCGAGAUGGAGAAACGAGCAGCGGAGGAGGAGGCAGCAAGGAUCCGUGAGGAGGAAGAAGCGAAGAGGAAGGACCGGGAGGAAGAGGACGCGAGAACAGCAGCAGAACGUGAAAAGCGUAUCCAGAAGCUUCGAAUGGAGGAGGAGCGGGUCAAGCGAGAGCUGGAGUUAGAGUUGAGCCAUGAGGGCGUCCCUGCCGGUGGUGAAUUCAGUACCUGGAAUACUAGGCCCGUGACGCCCGAGUGGAGAGCUGCCCAGGUGUUGUGCGAUGAGCCUGGUGAGCCGAGCCCGUUUGGGCGGGGCUUUAAGCCGAUCCCGGUGGUGGCCAAUAGGCCCUUCGAGUUUUCCCCGGCAGUGUUCAGCUCAGGGUCUUUUCGAUCAUCAGUGAACGACCUGAGCUGCCCCCGGCCCCACUAG